This is a messenger RNA of Mizuhopecten yessoensis (Yesso scallop), 516 nucleotides long. RefSeq lists its product as uncharacterized. The annotation marks the transcript as partial. The record is from RefSeq and is a predicted model, not a curated record. The transcript has a single exon. NCBI's taxonomy places the organism in Eukaryota, Metazoa, Mollusca, Bivalvia, Pectinida, Pectinidae.
AUGCAAUCGCAUGCCGAGUUAACUUAUGGCCGUGUCAAAGAGAUCGAAUUAGACGCAUCAUGGGAUCUAACAUCAUCCAUUGCGGGAACCGUUACGCUCAAAACUCAAGUAGAAGGCUUCAAUAACUUGUUAUUCAAAAUAAGUCAUGUUGGAGGAGUCAGUGGCUUCCGUUCAACCGCUUCAGCAGUCUACUAUAUGAACAAGAAAAUCGAAAUUAACGCUGUAUUCAAAAAUAGUGCCACACAGGAAGCAUCCAUUGUCUUCACGUCCCCGUUUACUUCUGAUUUCCGCGCUUCAUUUUUAAAAGGAGCCGACGAGGCAACAGGCGAGAUCUUUUACAACGAAAGUGAGAAGAUAUACGCCAAGGUAACUUACUCAACCUCACCAGUACUAGAUGGUUCUUUCCUUUUGCGAAGUGUUAUUCCAGGUAUGGAAACCUUAAAUGGAGCAUUGAGACACGAAGUAUCUAUGCAAACCAUGACAUCGCACGUUGAGUUUGCUAUCAACGGCCAAACA